CCCUCCUGUUUGUCUUAUUGUGGACCACACCCGCUUCUGUAUCCCUGACCACGCCCACACCUGUUUGUCUUAUUGGUGGGCCACACCCUCUUCUGUAUCCCUGACCACGCCCACACCUGUUUGCCCGAACCUGCACCGCUGCUGAAGACGCACUUCAAAUACCUUGAGGGAACGUUGCGUCUCGAUAACUUAAGCAGACAUUUAAACCACCUCGAAGAGACGUCGGCGGUGCCGAUGAACCGCAGCGGACAGCGGUAAAACCAUGACCAACGCGGAGGGCGACGAGAGCGUCACGAAACCCUCCAAAUCCGAGAAGGACCAGGCUUGGAUUCCCAAGAUCUUCAAGAAAAGAGUUUGUACAACCUUCGUUGAAGAUUCCUCAAGUGAUGGCAGGCUGUGCCAGUGUGGGAAUGCCAGAGAGCGCCAUCUGCAGGUGGCUCUGGGGGACUACUUCAGCACAGCCAUGGUGAACCAGUGGGACAGCAGGCAGCACUCCUCGUUACACCCAACCGACGCCUUCGGAGAAAUGCAGUUCACUGGAUCCAGCAAGAGGCAGAGCUACUUCAUGCGUUUGGCCAAUGACACGGCCCCCUCCAUCGUCUACAACCUGUUGACCCACCACUGGGGGCUGCCCUCCCCCAACCUGGUGGUGUCCGUAGUGGGGGGGGAGGGGAUGGUGAAGGUCAAGACCUGGGUACGAGAGGUUCUGAGACAGGGCCUCGUCAAGGCCUCCCAGAGCACAGGUGCGUGGAUCCUGACCACCGGCCUCCAGGAGGGGGUGGGCCGCUGUGUGGGGGAGGCGGUCCGGGACCACGCCACCGCCGCCGCCUCCUCCUCCACCAAUAAGGUGCUGGCGCUCGGUGUCACACCCUGGGGGGUCGUCCAAGACCGCAAGCAGCUGGUCAACCCAAAGGGUAGUUCUCCGGCUAAGUACACGGCCCAGAGCACAUUCAGGGACUCGUGUUCCCUUGACAACAACUACCAGGCCUUCCUGCUGGUGGACGAUGGCAGCGUGGGUCAGCGGGGGGUCGAGACCGGCUUCAGAGCCAAGCUGGAGGAGUACAUCUCCCACCAACGCACCGGGAUCUCUGGCAGUGGCACCAUCGACAUCCCUGUGCUCUGCAUGCUGAUCUCAGGACAGACCAACAUGCUGGAGCGGUUGGAGCUGUCUCUGAAGACCUCCAUGCCCUGGCUGAUCCUGGCGGGCUCUGGGGGCGUGGCUGACCUGCUGAGUGAAGUCCUGGAGCGGGUGUCGCCGGCCCCGCCCUCCACCUCCCCCCCUGUGGAGGGGGAGGGGGGAGCCACGCCCAGCGUCGACAUGAGGGAGCGAGUGGCGGAGAUCGUCCGGAGCCACUUUCCUGGGCAUGGUGAUCUCGACAAACUGGUCGAGCAGGUGCUGAGUAUUUACCAAAACAGAGAGCUGAUCACUGUGUUCCACGGAGAGCAGGAGGGGGCAGAUGACUUUGACACAGUGCUGCUCAAAGCCCUCGUAAGAGCAAGUAAGCAGCGCAUUCUGAGCGAUGCUACCCCCAACAUGGAGGAGCUGAAGCUAGCGGUGGCAUGGAACCGCGUGGACAUUGCAAAGAGCGAGCUCUUCAACGGCAGCAUCCGCUGGAAGCACUCUGACCUGGAGGACUCGAUGACGGACGCCCUGGUAAACAACAAGCCCGAGUUUGUCCGUCUCUUCACGGAGAACGGCCUCAACAUCCUGGACUACCUGGACUACGGGAAGCUGGAGUUCCUGUACAGCUCUCUGCCUGAGGGCACGCUCGCCUACCACCUGCUGCAGCGCAUGCUGCAACGCCGCCUCCAGGAACGACCGUUCAGUGCAAGCUCUGCCAACCUGCUGGAUGACACGCCUAACUCCGCCACUAAGAUGAUGUCCGGAAAUGGUCCCAACAGUAUCAGCCUGUUGGAGGUGUCGGGGGUCCUGGAGCUGCUGAUUGGGGACGUCUGCAAGCCGUUCUAUUACUCUGCUCUGGGUCUCGACCCCGACCUGUCCAAGAGGAAAGCCCUGAAGAAAGCCAGUAAGGUGUUGCGUGGAGGCCAGCUCUACCGUGCGGACCGGUGUCUGUACCCGUGGGCGUCUCUCUUCAUCUGGGCUGUCCUGCAGAACUACAGCGACAUGGCGGUCUUCUUCUGGGAGAUGGCGGGGGAGACAGUCCUUAGUGCUCUGAGCGGCUGUAAGCUCCUCAGGGAGAUGUCUAAGCUGGAGAGCGAGACUGAGACCAAGCUGUCCAUGAAGGUGCUGGCUCAGCGCUUUGAGAACAUGGCCCACGAUGUGUUUGGCUCAUGCUACCAGAGCAGUGAGUCGCGCUCCUUCACGCUGCUGAUCCGGAAGUCUCCAGUGUGGGGCGGCACAACCUGCCUGCAGAUGGGGACGGCCGCCGACGCCCGCCUCUUCUUCAGCCAGGACGGCGUCCAGUCUCUGCUGUCCCAGAUCUGGUGGGGGGAGAUGAGGAGGAGCACAGAGGUGUGGAGGCUGGUGCUCACCUUCUUCUGCCCCUUCCUGUGCUACACCUCCCUCAUCUCGUACAGGGAGGACGAGGACGAGGAGCAGGAGGAGGAAGACAUCCCAAGAGAUGACUACAGAACCUACGGGGCCACAGUCUUCUCCUACUCUGACAUCAAACACCUAGAAGCUGCUCCGGGGGACGGACUCUCAAGUCCUGUGUCUGCCACCAUUAAAGGCAUACGGAUACAUUCCAAACCGCCCAAGAGGCCCUUCAUCGUGAAAAGAUGGCGUCAGUUCUGGUACGCUCCCGUCACCUCCUUCAUGGGCAACGUGCUCAUGUACUUCCUGUUCCUGCUGCUGUUCGCCUACGUGCUGUUGGUGGACUUCAAGGGCCCCCCGCCCGCUGGCCCCGCCGUGUCGGAGUACGUUCUGUACUUCUGGGUCUUCACCAUCGUGUGUGAGGAGAUCCGAGAGACCUUCCUGGUUGGUAGUCUGAGUCUCCGUCAGAGGCUGAGGUUGUACUGGCAGGACAUGUGGAACAAGUGUGACCUGACGGCUAUCACCCUCUUCAUAGCUGGAGUCAUCUGCAGGAUGUUUUCCUCGUGUUUCGAUGCAGGCCGGGCCCUUCUGUGUGUGGAUUACAUGGUGUUCACACUCAGGCUCAUCCACAUCUUCGCCAUCCACCGCCAGCUGGGGCCUAAGAUCAUCAUCGUCGGCAAGAUGAUAAAGGACGUCUUCUUCUUCCUCUUUUUCCUGGGGGUGUGGCUUAUGGCGUACGGCGUAGCCAAUCAGGCGCUGAUCUACUCCUACGACCCCCGGCCGGAUCGUAUCUUCAGGAGGGUUUUCUACCGGCCCUACCUCCACAUCUACGGACAGAUCCCGGUGGAGGAGAUGGACGUGGGGAAGACGUGGGACAUGCCAUGCACCAGCAACAUCACACUGAUAGAAGCUGGAGCUGAACCCUGCAGGAACCAGUACGGUAACUGGUUGGUCGUGAUUCUCCUGGUCAUCUACCUCCUGGUCACCAACAUACUGCUGAUCAACCUGCUCAUCGCCAUGUUCAGCUACACCUUCAACAAGGUGCAGGAACACAGCGACGUGUACUGGAAGUUCCAACGCUACAAGCUGAUCGUGGAGUACCACUCCAGGCCCUCCCUGGCUCCACCCUUCAUCAUCCUCUCCCACCUCAACAUCUUCAUCAAGAGGCACAUCCGCAGGGUGCCCUCGGUCAAGGUGCACGACUUCGUCCGGGAGCUGAAGGGGAAAGCGGCCAACAGACUGAUGACCUGGGAGAGCAUCCAGAAGGAGAACUUCCUGUCCGCUCAGAGUAAAGUGCAGCGAGGCAGCGACUCUGAGAGGAUCAAACGCAUGUCUGUCAAAGUGGACACGGUGGUCAAACAGAUGGGCACCAGCAGAGACUACGAACACAGACUCAGAGCUCUGGAGAACCAGAUGGAGUACUGCUCCUCUGCUAUGAGCUGGAUCGUGGACACGCUGGUCCAGAGCUCCAUGGUCAAGCCCCCCAGACCCCCGCCCACACACAGAGUGCUCCAUGCUUCUCCCACUUCCAACUGACUGGCCACCAGGUGGUGCUGUCCCCUCUUAGCUCACGGAGGCCUACAGUUAACCAGCAUUAUACUGGAAAAGAUUACAUUUUUAUCUAAAUUUUAUAUUUUUUACAUGAAUUACUAUUACUGAUAUUGUUAACAAUUGAAAGUCUGAUCAAAUAUGUAUAAUUGCAAUGUUUCCAUGGUAACAACUGAUGAUGCAGUAUUAUACUAUGUUAUGAUAUUUUGUACAAUAAACAAUCAAUACAACAGUA
Gadus macrocephalus (Pacific cod) is the source of this 4277-nucleotide messenger RNA. Its product is annotated as transient receptor potential cation channel subfamily M member 4-like. The record is from RefSeq and is a predicted model, not a curated record. The transcript is spliced from 28 exons. Bases 263 to 4030 code for a protein of 1255 amino acids. Gene Ontology annotation, molecular function: calcium-activated cation channel activity; ligand-gated calcium channel activity. Lineage: Eukaryota; Metazoa; Chordata; Actinopteri; Gadiformes; Gadidae. Gene Ontology annotation, cellular component: membrane. Gene Ontology annotation, biological process: calcium ion transmembrane transport.